AGCCAGAGAGAGGAGACAGAGAGAGAGGAGACAGAGGGGUCGGUGGGGUGUUUUCCAGUAAAGAAUACUUUCUCUUUCAACGGUCUUCUGAAAAGCGGAAGUGCGAGCACAUUUCAUCUUCAACUCGUCUAACAGAAUAGCGGAAUACUUCACCGAGGGACGUUCCUUGAUAGUUAGAUGGAAAAUGGAGAUUGUAAUUGGUCUACUUCUUUCUUCAUUGUCUCUGUAUUGUGACUUCACCGAUGCUGAGUGCCCUGUGGUCAGUCCUGCCAGGCUGGUGGUGAAGUAUGGAGACCCAGCCUCAGCCAAAUGUACUUCAGAUACCCCUGUACAGAUGGGCUGGGAAGCCACCCAGGGAGGGACGGGUCUAACAGAGGAGGAGGUGAAGUUCCUAAACUGGAGGGUGGACAGUGUGACUGACUGGAGUAACAAACCUAAGUGCUUCACAGAAGGAGGCCUGUGUCAGAAACAGCUGGACAUCACAGUUUAUAAGCUUCCAGACCGUGUCUCCUUCAGCUAUAGGAAGUACCCUGAUCCGAUGGUUGAGGGGGAUCAGUACCUGCUACAGUGUCUUGUCCAGAACAUGGCUCCUAUUGGGAGACUCAGGGUGACCUUCUACAAAGUCAAUACCACUGGUGAACAGACAGAAUUAGACACACAACAGAAACACAAGGACAACAUCAAGACACCAGGGAAUGGGACCUAUACCCUGGACUUCACCCCUAGUAGAGAUGAUGACGGGGCCCAGUUGUGGUGUUCAGCCAUGUUGGAUCUGGGACCAGAGGGACCCCAACCUCCUCCUGUAAUGGAAUCAGACCGCCUCAACAUCAACGUGCACUACAAGCCUCUGAUCACUAUGAGUCCUGGACGUUUCUCCAUGAACAUCACAGAGGGCGACACCCUAUCACUGGCAUGUAGUGCAAAGGGAAACCCCGCCCCCUCCUACAAUUGGUUGCUCCCCCAAUCCGACCCUGCCCCCAACAUCACAGAAGGUAGAUCCGUAGUGACCAUCACCAACAUGGCCAAGUCUCACUCUGGAAAUUACACCUGCAUCGCCAGUAAUCCCCUGGGACACAGUACCUGGACUGUUAACGUGAAGGUCACAGGAGCUUCCUGUCAGGCUGCUGGGAGUGCCACGGUGGCUGUGCUGCUCCUCCAGCUCAUUCAUUGGCUGUAAGACCACUUCCUGAACCCACUGAUUGGCUGAAUACAUGUGCUUUUUUUUUUUUAUACAACUGUGAGUGGUGUCUGUCUGUCCACUUUCUGCUAACUAUUGAUGAAUUAUUUUAUUGAUUUAUUGAUUGAUAACCAUGCCUACAAUACUUUGAUAAUAUUACCUUUUUAACUUUAUGAUUUUUCCUUGUAUACAGUACCAGUCAAAUGUUUGGACCCACCUACACAUUCAAUGGUUUUUUCUUUAUUUGUACUAUUUUCUACAUUGUAGAUUGUGUGCACAGCCAUCAUCAAGGCAAAGGAUGGCUACUUUGAAGAAUCUAAAAUAUAUUUUGAUUUGUUUAACACUUUUUUGGUUACUACAUGAUUCCAUAUGUGUUAUUUCAUAGUUUUUAUGUCUUCACUAUUAUUCUACAAUGUAGAAAAUAGUACAAAAACCCUGGAAUGGGUAGGUGUCCAAACUUUUGACUGGUACUGUGUGUGUGUGUAUAAAUACAUAAUGGAUUUUGUUCAUUUUACAAUGUCAAUGCUUGCAUUUGAUUUCACUAUCUCUUAGUCAGCUAUAACACAUCAUACUUAAUUUCACAUUUCCUCAUUAAGUUAUGGUGUCAGAUAAAAUACAAUGAACUAGACUUUGUUAAUAUACAAAUGGUUGUAGGUCCAGGUGAGGAUUUUUUCUGCACUAGUGUGUCAAUAACAGGACAUCUUUGACUCUAGAUUACACCUACUAAACACCUAUUAAACAUACUUUACAUUGUUUGCGAGAUCAGACAUGAUAUCACUCUGAUCCGAGUGAUCAUUUUAGGCAGGUGCUUUCAUUUCAGCGCAACUCAUUUGUAAACAUUUAAACUAUAUUAAAAUGAUUUACUUUUUUAAAAAUUCCAUAAAAAAUGAACACCUCUCUUCA
This is a messenger RNA of Salvelinus fontinalis (brook trout), 2080 nucleotides long. Its product is annotated as cell adhesion molecule 3-like. The coding region runs from base 185 to 1177 and encodes 330 amino acids. Gene Ontology annotation, biological process: cell adhesion. The transcript has 6 exons. Gene Ontology annotation, molecular function: integrin binding. NCBI's taxonomy places the organism in Eukaryota, Metazoa, Chordata, Actinopteri, Salmoniformes, Salmonidae. The record is from RefSeq and is a predicted model, not a curated record.